Doryrhamphus excisus (bluestripe pipefish) is the source of this 8608-nucleotide messenger RNA. The record is from RefSeq and is a predicted model, not a curated record. NCBI's taxonomy places the organism in Eukaryota, Metazoa, Chordata, Actinopteri, Syngnathiformes, Syngnathidae.
GUCCUGGGAAUCUAUUCUCAACAGCGCAAGGACAAAAAACACCGACUUUAUCUUCAUUUUUAGCCAAAUUAUUUAUCGUUCGACGGUGAUAUUGCAGCAUAUGCGGUUUCCUGGGGUCUAGUGAAUGAAAAUAUUGCAACAGAAAAGCUCACCAGGGUUAAAAAGCACCAAGUAUUUAAGGCAGACAAACUCAUGUCUGUCAAAAUGGAGGACCUUCAGUUUGGACACCAGAUCCUGCGUCCUGGUCACCAAGCUACUUAGUGUGGCUCCAGCUUGAGAGAUGAUGGUCGACAGCUCAAUCUGCUCCAGAAUUUAAAAAAAAACACAUCAGGUCACCUGUCUGCAGAGGUGGUCGAGAACCAGCAGCUCACUCCAGCAGCUCUGCAGUAGAACCAUCUGGUCUUCCACCUGAAGAUAUGUCUGGUGAUGCGGUCCGGCGUAGGGAAGCGGCAGAGGCGGGACCACGUUGUCGUCACUCAAAGGAAUGAGUUCAACGGAGUGGCGAAAAAGGCUGAGAAAUACUGCCAUCUAUCGCUCAUUCCAUUGAUGUUCUACAAGUGCUGGAGCUAUCUGAGAACAUGGAGGGCGUAUCCAAGCAUCCUGGUUUCUGCAGCAGCCGGAAGGGUGUAGAGGGAACCCAGCGGGCCUACAAAGUAGACCAGAAGAUUCAGCUCAGUGCCCCCACUAAACAGCUUUUCCCUGAUUCCAAAUUCCCUGCAGAUUUCUCCCUAAUGGCCACCGUGCGAGCCCAAAAGGGUUUGCGUUUUUUCCUGCUGUCAGUGUACAAUGAGCAGGGGGUGCAGCAGAUUGGACUUGAAGUGGGCCCUUCGCCUGUUUUUCUGUAUCAGGACCAGCACGGGCAGCCCAAACCAGACAAGUAUCCCGCUUUCAAGGGCAUCAAUCUCACUGAUGGAGGUUGGCACAGGAUAGCCUACAGCGUUAAGGGUGAGUCUGUCACCCUCUUCUUGGACUGUCAGAAGGUAGACACCGUAAAACUAGCACGAGGAGACGAGGCCAUCAUCAGCACGGAGGGCAUCACAGUGUUUGGAUCACGACUUGGGGAUCAAGGUGUAUUUCAGGGAGAAAUUGAACAACUGCUGAUUCACGAGGACCCCCAGGCGGCUGCCAGCUACUGUGUCAAAUACAUGCCAGACUGCAACUCUGCUGUGCCCCACAACGUGGUCCCGGAUCUUCUUCAGGGGAGUGACCAGACCGAAGAACCAGCCAAAAAGAACAGGAAGGGCAAAAAGCACAAAAGGAAAGGUGACAGGGGCUCUAAGGGUAAAGGCAAACGCAAGGGCAAAGGCAAGGGCAAGGGCAAGAGAAAAGGCAUGAAGGGAUCCAGGAAGAAAAACCACCAAGAGGAUGGACUUUUGGAGGACAGCUUCAUUAGAGUGUCCACAAUGCUGCCCGAGUUUCAGUCCCAGGAACCAUUUUUGGACGUACAAAGGACCCUAGGAGCUGUCACUCCUACAAAAGCCUACGAGGAUGAGACCUUCAUGGAGAUGCCUCCUCAUGACCCCUCAACUGAAGCCCCCUCACCAAGCACCAUGGAGGUUUCUGUCGAGGAGGAGAAGUCGGUGAAGAGCCCAGAGGUGGAGUACGGUGAUGACCUUUACAACGAUCUUGCUGUUUCCAUAGUAACAGCGGGGACAAAUAUUACAGAAUCUGAGGUACUCGAACAUGACGACUACAACAACACCAAGUUCGAGUACGACGAGUAUGAAUUAUACGAGGAAGGAGGCUACGACUUUGCCGAGCGGGAACGAGAGGAGACGUGGGACGGAAAGGCAAGGCUCCCCACUGAGAAAGGACAGAAGGGCGAGCCAGCUAUAUUUGAGCCGGGUACACUAGUGGAAGGACCACCAGGCCCACCAGGACCAGAGGGACUUCCUGGUCCAGCUGGACCAAUCGGCCCCCUGGGGCCCAUGGGAGAUCCUGGUGAAAUGGGUCCCGUAGGACGUCCUGGUCUUGCCGGUGCUGACGGAGUCCCAGGUCCACCAGGAACCUUGCUGAUGCUACCAUUCCAGUAUGGAGGUGAUUCCCAAAAGGGACCCGUGGUGUCCCCCCAGGAGGCACAAGCACAAGCCAUCUUGCAACAAGCACAGCUGUCAAUGAAGGGACCUCCCGGUCCGGCGGGUCUUGCAGGGCGACCGGGUCCGCUGGGUGUUCCAGGCCUAGUCGGCCACAAAGGAGACAUAGGGGACCCGGGCCCUCUGGGACCUCAAGGGUUGCCAGGACCUCAAGGGAGUAAUGGAAAGCCAGGAAAAAGGGGGCGUGCUGGAACAGAUGGUGGACGUGGAGCUCCAGGUGAAACAGGCGUCAAGGGUGACCGAGGUUUCGACGGCCUGCCAGGACUGCCAGGGAACAAAGGACAUAAAGGGGACAGAGGAAAGCCUGGUCCACACGGGCCUCUCGGAGAGCCAGGAGAAAAGGGAUCGGAUGGACCUGUCGGCCCAAGAGGACAACCUGGUGAACCCGGUCCUCGGGGUCUUGUCGGCCCGAGAGGGCCCCCAGGACCACCUGGCCAACCGGGAAUCAGUGGAGUGGAUGGAGUCCAAGGGUCAAAGGGGAACCUGGGUCCACCAGGAGAACUGGGACCUCCGGGACAACAGGGAAAUCCGGGACCACAGGGAUUGCCAGGACCCCAGGGUCCCAUCGGGCUCCCGGGAGAGAAGGGUCUCCAUGGGAAACAGGGUAUGCAAGGAAUACCAGGCAUUGACGGCCCCCCUGGUCACCCAGGAAGAGAGGGCCCCCCAGGAGACAAAGGCAUCCAAGGAGUACCAGGCAUCCAAGGGCCAAUUGGGUACCCAGGGACCCGUGGAGUCAAGGGGGCAGACGGUGUUAGAGGUUUAAAGGGCAGCAAAGGAGAGAAGGGAGAAGAUGGCUUCCCUGGCUUCAAAGGGGACAUGGGCCUCAAGGGAGACCGGGGUGAUAGUGGGGUUCCGGGUGCCCGUGGAGAGGAUGGACCAGAGGGGCUAAAGGGCCAAGAAGGAGCCAUGGGAGAUACAGGACCUCUUGGGAUUGCUGGUGAGAAGGGUCACCUUGGAGUACCAGGACUGCCUGGAUACCCGGGACGUCAAGGGUCUAAGGGAUCAGUCGGCUUCCUGGGUAUGGUUGGAGCCCCGGGAGAGAAAGGACGAAGGGGUCCAGCUGGCCAGGCGGGAUCUGGAGGUCAAAGAGGUCCUAAUGGAGCCAGAGGGGGAAGAGGAGCAAGAGGUCCCACUGGGAAGCCUGGAGAUAAGGGUUCAGGAGGACAAGAUGGCCCUCAAGGAUCCCCUGGGGAACUGGGUCCCCAAGGGCCACAGGGAAGGCACGGAGAAACAGGACCAAAAGGACCAACUGGUCCGCCUGGUAAAGAUGGACUCCCGGGUCAUCCUGGCCAGAGAGGCGAGCCUGGCUUCCAAGGCAAAACUGGUCCUCCAGGCCCACCAGGUGUUGUAGGACCACAGGGAAAAUCUGGUGAAACUGGACCCACUGGAGACAGAGGUCAUCCUGGUUCACCAGGACCACCUGGUGAGCAAGGACUACCUGGAUCAGCUGGAAAGGAAGGAACCAAGGGAGACCCAGGCCCACCUGGAGCACCGGGAAAGAGCGGCCCAGCGGGUCUCCAAGGAUUUAGAGGAAGCAGAGGGAUCCCUGGUGCGACGGGUCCUGCAGGCUUAAAAGGAGGAGAGGGUGUACCGGGUGUUGCAGGGCUCAUUGGCGCCACCGGAGAGAGGGGACCCGACGGGCCAGCUGGUGCUAUAGGACAGCCAGGGCGGCCUGGCAAUGUGGGCCCCGCAGGGCCGCUCGGAGAUAAAGGCGAACCGGGAGACAAGGGACCCGUGGGGCCAGCUGGACAAGAUGGGGAACACGGACCUGUGGGGCUGCCAGGGCCUGUGGGACCUCCUGGGCCACCUGGAGAAGAUGGAGACAAGGGUGAGACAGGAGGACCCGGUCAGAAGGGAAGCAAGGGAGAUAAAGGAGAAGCAGGCCCGCCAGGACCUAUUGGAACUCAAGGACCUGCGGGACAGCCGGGAUUGCACGGAGCCGAUGGUGAACCAGGUCCUCGUGGGCACCAGGGAAUGAACGGGGCAAAAGGAGAUGAAGGACUGAGGGGGUUUAAGGGAGCAAAUGGUCCAGCGGGUUUACAGGGAAUGCCAGGACUACCUGGAGAAAAAGGAGAGAGUGGGCAUGUUGGCUCACUGGGACCCCCGGGACAGCAUGGACCCAGAGGCCCCCUAGGGCCAAUUGGUGCAGAGGGUGCAGCCGGAAUCUCUGGUGGAGUUGGUCAGCCAGGACCUCCUGGAGAAAAGGGUGAGGAUGGAGAGGCUGGAGACCCGGGCCCGGUUGGGGAAACCGGAACUGCUGGCGUUAAAGGAGAUGUGGGGGAGAAGGGUGACUCUGGAGCGCCUGGUACAGCUGGACCUCCAGGAAUUAGAGGAACACCAGGGGAUGACGGGCCUAAGGGCAAUAUUGGCCCGAAUGGAUUCCCAGGAGACACAGGACCCCGUGGAGAAGCUGGUGUCGGUGGCAAAGAAGGUGGACCAGGACCUAAGGGUGACAAUGGAGAACCUGGCAAAGCGGGACCCCUAGGAGCCUCCGGAGAACCAGGUCCUCCAGGACCUCCUGGACGUAGGGGUCAUGUGGGUGCGGCAGGAAGUGAAGGGAAGCAAGGAAGGAAAGGAGACAAGGGAACAAUCGGCACGCAAGGUCCAGUGGGCAAAACAGGCCCUGUGGGACCACAAGGGCACCCGGGGAAGUCUGGCCCAGAGGGGCUUCAAGGAAUUCCAGGCCCUGCGGGUGAGCAAGGCUUAACUGGUGAACCAGGACAAAUUGGACCACCGGGGCCGUUGGGACCACCGGGACUUCCAGGAUUUAAAGGGGACACUGGAAUACAGGGAGAAAAAGGUCAUGGUGGGUUGAUUGGACUCGUGGGCUCCCCGGGAGAACCCGGAGAGAAAGGUGACCGUGGCCUGCCUGGUGUCGAUGGUGCACAGGGGCCUAAAGGAGAUGAGGGUGUUACUGGCACACCUGGUCCCACGGGGCCACCGGGACCACCUGGUCUGUCGGGUGCAGGUGGAGAGAAAGGAUCCAAAGGAGACAUGGGCGCCGUUGGUCCCAGAGGUGAUCCAGGCCGUUCUGGCCCUCCAGGACCCCCAGGACCGGCUGCUACUGUAGUUCAACCGCUGCCGAUGAGGGAGGGCAGGAAGAAGAAAAGACGCAACUCGAAUCGAGCCAGCGAAGCCUCAUCUAACGAGGACGAGGUGGAAAUCAAUAUGGAAGACUUUCUUCAGGCUGAUCAACCUCUGGAAGGAGACGAAGAUGGAAUGGAGGAAGUCUUUGCCACUCUUUCCUCUAUGAAAACCGAAGUGGAGCUCAUGAGGAAGCCGCUGGGGACCUUUGAGAGUCCUGCACGCACAUGCAAGGAGCUCAUGAUGGUUCAACCGGACUUCAAAGAUGGAGACUACUGGAUUGAUCCCAACCAAGGAUGCAACCGAGAUGCCAUCAAGGUCUACUGCAACUUCACGGCUGGAGGAGACACCUGCUUAGAUCCUGACAAGAAGAUUGAAACGGUGAAACCAGCAGCGUGGAACAAGGAGAAACCAGGAAGUUGGUACAGUCAGUUCAGGAAAGGCAAACAGUUCUCCUACAUCGACAUGGACGGCAACACCAUACACGUGGUCCAGCUGACCUUCCUCAAGCUGCUGAGCGCCACGGCCAAGCAGAGCUUCACCUACAUGUGCCAGAACUCGGCGGGCUGGUUUGAUAACUCAUCGCUGUCCUACCGCCACGCUGUGCGCUUCCGGGGAAGCAACGAUGAGGAGCUGACUCAAACCAAAAACGCCUUCAUCCACGCUGUCCAUGAUGGAUGCCAGUUCCGCAAAGGUCAAGAAAGUACGGUUCUGGAGAUGGACUCCGCCCCUGCCGAGCUGCUCCCCAUUAUGGACAUGUCUGCGACAGACUUUGGCAGCGGCAACCAGAAGUUCGGAUUCCAAGUGGGACGUGUUUGCUUCACUGGAUAGCAUCAUGGCUAAAAAGACAACAACAACAACAACAACAAAACCACUGAAAUCUACGAGAGAGUUUGACCACUGCGUCGAGCAAUAUUUAUUAGAUGUAUAUUAUUUAAUUUUUUUCACGGCCCGUGUUGGCUUUACAACAUGAAGAGGACCAAAAAAGGGAAAUUGACUUCCACUCUUUGGAGGAUGAACCGCUACAGCUACCUAAGACCGCCACUGACACAUUCAUUUGCAUGCUUCCUUGUCGCUAUACUGACAAUUGCAUAUUAACUCUACACGGGCGUCAUUACUCACAUUCUGUCUGCGGCGGUGAUGAAUUUUGCCUUGUUUACACCCUUCAAAGUGCAGUUUGCUACAAGCGAUUAGCAUUCAAUAGACUAGCCGACAAGACUGCCGAGUAAGAAGUACUGUAUUUGUCAGGCUGACACGGUCCAAUUAAAAGUGAGGAUAUUCCAGGACAGGAAUUAAGAGCACGCUGAUUAAAAUAUUCUCUCGUCUUCUUUAUAGAAAGGGACGUGUCAUGCAACUUCCUGUCACUUUAGCGCCACACUCGCAGGCAUUUGUUUCUCUCUAUUAUUCAUAUGUUGAAAUAUGAACGUUUUUUCGUUGGUGCUAUUUUUUUUUUUUUGUGUGUGUGUGGUUGUGUGCCUGUGUAUCACAGGACGAGUUGGAUGGGGGGGAUGGGCGGCAAUUGCUCCCUCAGCAGAAAGAAUCACCCUCAGAGGCUGGGGACUAGCUUGCUGCCGGGGAAGGGAGGUUGUUGUCGCACAUCUUCUGGCUGAUUGUGCCCAUUUCACAGGGCCCAGUGAAGGUCGCUAGGGGACAUCUCAGCAAAAGCUUUAAAGGGAAACUCUAUUCUUACAUUCAACUCACGGUGUGCUAUUGUUUUCGUUUUAGGUUAUUUAAGGAGAUUCUGGUGUCAAAACUGGAGACCAGGUGACAUCACUGGUGUUUAUGAUGUUUUAUGGUCUCGCUCUUUCACGGAAUCUUUUGCUUAAAAGAAAAAUGGUGCUAAAGUCAAAGUGGGAAACGCAUUAAUUGACAAUACUGCAUGAUAAUAUGAUAGUAGAGACAUUAUGGACACAAAAAAUUAUUGACCAUAUUGACCCCAACGUAUGACAACCCCUCUUUGGGAAUUCAUGGGAAGGUUUACAAAAUCAAAAACCCCCUAAAAAAUAAAUUAUUGUUAUACAAUCACUCAUAACUGAUCAAUGGUAAUCAUCACUGAGUGGUUAGCCGGGCUAACAGCUAGGAGACCCGAGUUCAAUUCCACCCUCUGUGUGGAGUUUGCGCGUUCUCCCCCGUGCAUGCGUGGGUUUUCUCCACACAUUCCAAAAACAUGCUAGGUUAAUUGGCGACUCCAAAUUGUCCAUAGGUAUGAAUGUGAGUGUGAAUGGUUGUUUGUCGAUAUCUGACCUGUGAUUGGCUGGCGACCAGUCCAGGGUGUACCCCACCUCUCGCCCGAAGACAGCUAGGAUAGGCUCCAGCACCCCCGCGACCCUUGUGAGGAAAAGCGGUAGAAAAUGAAUGAAUGAAUGAAUGAACAAUCACUCAUAACUGAUCAACGGUAAUCAUUACCGAGUGGUUAGCCGGGCUAACAGCUCGGAGACCCGAGUUCAAUUCCACCCUCGGCCAUCUCUGUGUGGAGUUUGCGCGUUCUCCCCCGUGCAUGCGUGGGUUUCCUCCCACAUUCCAAAAACAUGCUAGGUUAAUUGGCGACUCCAAAUUGUCCAUAGGUAUGAGUGUGAGUGUGAAUGGUUGUUUGUCGAUAUCUGACCUGUGAUUGGCUGGCGACCAGUCCAGGGUGUACCCCGCCUCACGUCCAAAGACAGCUAGGAUAGGCUCCAGCACCCCCUGCGAAUGAAUGAAUGAAUGGUAAUCAUCAUUUGACUCAGCUUAAUAUCUUAAAGUUAGCAUCAUAACUCCAUACUGUUUACCAACCUUCCAGCAGGGUCAAUGGUGUGUGUGUGUGAGUGACGGGCAAAAAAGCUUUUCCAGUAAAACCUGUUUGACGCCACCUACUAUGGAAGUCUUUACAUUGGGGUCAGUACGGUUUGUUUUUAAAUGGAAGUGUCUCUCUGAAUGUUCUGAACUCUUGUUUCCACACCAGUGUUGCUUUGAACAAAUACAUACAGUAAACAGCUUGUUUAAUCUUGGGUCCUUAAUGUUAGCAUAGCAUUGUACAUUCGAAUUCUUGCAAUUGAUCACUUAAAGGCCAAUUUAGUUCUUCCAUAUGGUUGGUUGUCUUGGGUCUUUUCAGAGCAGUUGUUCAGACAUUAUCAUUGAUGGAGGAAAUAUGCCUGUAUCAAUACUGUACUGUGAAAUAUCACAAUAUCGAUAUUUGUAGCAGUCAAUCUAACGCUGGCCUUUUGCGUAACAUUGUAAAUGUCAUCUGGAAAUGACUUCUUUACCAAUAACGAACUUGGUACCCAACUUUUGAUUUGUUUGCCCAAAAAACGUACCCCCCCCCAUCUGUCCCGUCCUGGCCCACCCUACUCCACAGCCAUGUGCACAUGAGUUGCUGAUUUUUGUACAGUUUUUCCGAUAUGAUCUGUGUAGCAUGGAUGCUAAAUAAAUUUGCCAAACCCUUCCAGUCGCUCGAG